AUGGACCCUGUUGACACAGCCCUGCCUUUCAAGAAGCCUGCAUUAGCACCUGUGGAACUAAACAAAAACAAGCCUACUCCAGAGAUAGGAGACGACUAUGAUGGACAAGAGGAAGAAGGAGGAUCACAGGAUUCUCUACGAGAGGAAAGUGGAGAUGAAGAAAGACAUGAAAACACAGGAAGAGAUUCAAGAGCUGAAAGAACUCUAUUACUGUCUCCGAUUAUAUUUUUAAUCAGUAUUUUCCUAGCGACUAACUAAUGUAAAUAGUCCAAUUAACUGCCAUCCUCUCGACCUUGAGAGUUUGAAUUGUAAUUAUAUUCAUAAAUUGAAAGCUAUUGGUAAAGAGUAUCCAAGUUCGC
Messenger RNA from Nezara viridula (southern green stink bug), 359 nucleotides. The record is from the annotation of a GenBank genome assembly. NCBI's taxonomy places the organism in Eukaryota, Metazoa, Arthropoda, Insecta, Hemiptera, Pentatomidae.